Gasterosteus aculeatus aculeatus (three-spined stickleback) is the source of this 3251-nucleotide messenger RNA. RefSeq names its product cholesterol 7-desaturase nvd. The record is from RefSeq and is a predicted model, not a curated record. Gene Ontology annotation, molecular function: 2 iron, 2 sulfur cluster binding; oxidoreductase activity. Gene Ontology annotation, biological process: cholesterol metabolic process. Gene Ontology annotation, cellular component: cytoplasm. Lineage: Eukaryota; Metazoa; Chordata; Actinopteri; Perciformes; Gasterosteidae.
AUGUGAUGGAACUCUCCAUUAAAUACAAGAGGUUAUUGUGUUCUUUGGGUUUGAUAGCGCUGAUAAAUCAGGCCGUUGUGUUUGAUUAAAACGGUGGUAGUCUAUAAUGUGCUGUGCUUAUGCUGUCUGAAAGAAUGAUUGUGUGGACGAAGACAGCAGAAUCAAAGAUCAUCUUGGUGCUUUUAUUCUGAAAACAUGUGCAGCCCGAAUGAUCUGAUCCGAUCCUCGUGUAAUCUCAUUAGGUAAACUAAAUCCAGGUAACUCGACUGAUACCAUCAGAGACAAACAGAGGGGGGGGCUCCAAAUAAAACUUCUGCCCGUUGCUAUAGUCAGUCCAAGGAUCCAACAAAGUGUCUCUCGUCUCCCUGGCGACAUUUGGAUGUCAUGCCGAUUGCUCACGAUAAACUAACCGCAAGAGGAAGGGACACCGCAGAGACCCGCUAGACAUUACGAGCAUGUCCAAUAGGAAAGUGGCUGUCGUUAUUGGACUGGGAGUAGCUGUGAUGCUUCUGGUGCAGAGCGGAGACCCGCUGGACUCCGCGCGCAACGGGCCCCCGGUUUGGAGCGACUCCGGGCUGCUCGCGCGGGCUGUGAUCUGCGUCAUCGCCGGAUGCUCCCUGCUCGCCUUGGGCUGGCUGCACGGUCUGCUCUUCGGUCCCCUGGAGAUGUUGCGGGGGCCCGACGACGUGGGGUACAUCGCCGAGGACGGUCGCUCCAGAGCGCAGGCGGCCAACGAGGUCCGCCGCAGGAGGAAAACCGGAGAGCUGCCCCCCGUCUUUCCGAACGGCUGGUACCGCGUCCUGGACUCGCGCAGGCUCCAGAUUGGCGAGGUCAAAAGUGUCUCUGUUCUCGGUGAGCAGGUGGCAGUGUUUCGGGGCCAGGAUGGGACGGCCUACGUGGUGGAUGCCUACUGCCCCCACCUCGGGGCCAACUUGGCUGUGGGGGGACGAGUGGUGGGUGGCUGCAUAGAAUGUCCAUUUCAUGGAUGGCAGUUUCGGGGAAACGAUGGAAAAUGCGUGAGGAUCCCCUAUGCAGAAAAAGUGCCGGAGUUUGCCAAAGUGCGCUGCUGGCCCAGCUGUGAGGUCAACGGGCAGAUCCUGGUUUGGUUUCACUGUGACGGAGAAGACCCUCGGUGGACCAUCCCGGAGCAGCCGGAAAUCACAACGGGCGAGUGGGUCUAUCGGGGGAGAACGGAACAUUUCAUCAACGCUCACAUAGAGGAGAUUCCUGAAAAUGCAGCGGACAUCGCUCACCUGGCUCACCUGCACACGCCGGCUAUUACCAGCGGUGUAGAUCUGCGCUACACCAACAGCAGGGCCUGGGAAUUUCUGCGCCAUGACUGGAAGGUUCAGUGGGAACCGGAGCCGGAGCCCAACAAGCAUUGUUCUCAGAUGUCGGUGAAACACGCGCUGACUGUGUUUGGGUGCCACUGUCCUCUGCUGGACGUUCGCGUCGUGGCCAGACAGGUGGGUCCGGGAGUGGUGUUUCUGCUGUUUGACCACAGCUUCUUGGGCCGAGGCGUCAUCUUGCAGUGUGUGACUCCGGUGGAGCCUCUGCUGCAGUGGGUCUCUCACACCAUCUUCUACCAGUCUAAUAUCCCUCCUCUGGUGCCCAAAUUCGUCCUCAGAGCAGAGUGCAUUCAGUUUGAGCGCGACGUGAUGAUCUGGAACAACAAGAAGUACAUCUCCAAGCCUCUCCUGGUGAAGGAAGACUCAGCCAUCCAGAAACACAGGCGCUGGUUCAGUCAGUUCUACAGCGAGAACAGCCCGCAGCUGCAGUACCAGCGUGACACUUUGGACUUCUGACCUCUCCCGACCGAAGCGAUGAUCUCAGGUCACGGUUGACAUUAAUCAGAGGAUCCCGAGUAGGGAGGCUGGAAUUUUUUUUUAACCGUCAAAUAUGAUAUAUAUGAAAGGAAGAAAGCAGGCCGGAUCUCUGUUGAAAGCCUGAACCUGACCCGAGCCCUCAUAGCGUCCUUACUGAAGUCUUACCGAAGUGGAUGAUGUUGACUUCCCAGCUUCAUACACGCAAGUGCCGACAGCCGUCACGUCGCCCGACUGAGCGGUUCAGCCCGUACAUGUGAGAUCUUGGUGAGCCAGUGCGAAUAUACAGAGCCAGCGACACCGAGGAACGCCACAGUCGCCUCGCUGUAUCGCUGUCAAGACCAUUUAUUUCACAGAAGUCUGCAAAAAUAGGAUGAUUUCCACAUACUGUGAUGUGGAUGACUGCUACAGCCGGUUUUGAUUUGUGUCUGUGUGUUUGAUAUGCAAUCACCUUCUUCUAGUUAGAGUUCAGUGAGAUUUCUGAUACCGUGAUUGGAUAUCAGUUGCUGCCUCACUUUGGCUUAUUAAAAAAUAUGAAUAGAUUUUCCAAACUGUGAGUUUAAGUCUUUCAUUUUUUAACGUGUGAUCACACAGGGACCACUCCAUAAAAAAAAACCAUGAUACUUCAGACUUUGUAGUGCGAGUAGUAUUGACCAACCACGUCGGAGCGGGAGCAAAAGAGGCGUAACGCAUCGACCGAAGUCGAAGUCCGGCCCUUUUGCGCGGAUGUCUCUGUAGUUAAACAAUAACAGAUCACGCUCUGUCUCCUGCCACCUGAUGAAUGGAAGCGCAACAGUCACCCUCAAUCCUCAUAGCUCAUAGCUCUUUUUCUCUCCACCAAGCUUCUCUCUAGCUGCUCCACUGUGUUUGCCAGAUGUGAUUCCCGUGACUGUAUCUGCCUGCUGAGGAGGUGGUGGCCAUUCUUGUUCAUUUUUAUCAGCCGCCUGCUGCUGAACAAACAGCAUGAGGGUGAACCCAAACAGUAAAGCUGCAGACUGGCUUUACCCCGUUUAUCCUUCACAUUUAAAUCCGUUGACAAAUAUUGAUUAAUGCCGCUUGAGGAGAUUUUAUGGUCAUCUACACUGUCACAAACUGUUCCUUUAACAUGCAUGAUUGUCAUUUGUCAGUUUGAUUAAUGGAGCAAAGAUGAUAAAUCUUUCAUUGUGACGUGACGAUCUAGAAACAUUUUUUUUUUAAACCCUCGACCCAAGUGAAUAACCUUAAAAAUGUUCCCCUUCAUUUCAAUAUCUUGAGACACUGAGAUAAAUAAAUGUAUUUUGGGCUUUUGCAAAUAUGUGAUAAAAUGUGACUUACUACGACUUCACUGCUAAAAAACAUCUCUAAAUUUCAGGCCACAUCAUUUACCUAAAAAGAAAUGGGCAAUGCUACUAAUACACCUUUUGUGAAUAAAUACUAUUGUCAUGAUUA